Camellia sinensis is the source of this 1389-nucleotide messenger RNA. Lineage: Eukaryota; Viridiplantae; Streptophyta; Magnoliopsida; Ericales; Theaceae. The record is from RefSeq and is a predicted model, not a curated record.
AUGGCUAAGGGCAUUCCAAUUGUCAUGCCUACUACAAACCACCAACUUUGCACAUGGCAUUUGAUGCAAAAUGCGGAGAAGCAUGUAAGUUCUCUUUUUGAAGAUGUAGGGGUGAAGGGCGUGUUUUCUAAAUUUAUGCAUGAAAUUGAUGAUGAAGAAGAAUUUAGAAUACAAUUGGAACAAAUGCUUGAUAGGUAUGAUGCACGCAACAAUCUUUGGUUGGAGCAAACUUUUGGUGUGAAGGAGAAAUGGGAAUGGCCAUAUGUAAUAAAUUCUUGGGCAGCUGGAAUGAGUACUACUCAACUAAGUGAAUCCUUCAAUGCAUUUUUGAAGGAUUAUCUCAAUUGUGAUCAUAGCUUGAUAGAAUUUUUCAUGCAUUUUGAGAGGGUGCUCUAUGACAAGAGAUAUAAAGAAUUAGAAGCCGAGUAUAAUUUGUCCCAAAAAUUGCCAAGGGUUUCAAUUCCAACUUUGAUGUUAAAGCAAGUGGCACAGAUUUACACCAAAACAAUUUUUGAGGAAUUCCAAAAUGAGUACGUGCAGUCCAUUAAAGCGUCCAUUGUAGGCACUAUUAAUGACGACCUUCCUCCACAAUACAUACUGAAACGUUGGACUAAAAAAGCAGGGGCUGAAUACGUGAAGGAUAGUUGUGGGUAUGAUGUCAAGGCUGAUGUGAAACUGCAUCAAAGCAACCGAUAUAGGUCAUUGAUGAAUAUGUUUAGAGCAAUAGCAAGUAGAGCUGCUGAAAAUGAAGAAACUUAUCAUUUGUCACUUGUAAAAGGUGAAGAAUUGAGUAGUGAUGAAGUAGAUUGUCCAAUCCAAGCUAAGGAACUGAAGAAACGACAGGCAACUAGCAAGGGAAAAAGGAGGAUUAAGGGCAGAAUGGAAAAAUCUAUUGUGAAAAAGAAAAUAAUGCAAUCGAAGCAGGGUGUUUACACUCCACAAGGUCAAUCUCUACCUCCUUUUGCCAUGGGUAGUAAUUAUGUUGAGGGUGUUUACACUCCACAAGGUCAAUCUCUACCUCCUUCCGCCAUGGGUAGUAAUUAUGUUGAGGGUGUUUACACUCCACAAAGUCAAUCGCGACCUCCUUUCGCCAUGGAUAGUAAUUAUGUUGAGGGUCAUGGUCGUACAAUCUAUAUUUCUCAAUCUCAAUCCCAAUCUCGACCUGAAUCCCUAUCUCAACCUCUCUUUGCCAUGGGUCGUACAAGUGUUCAUCAUGUCAUGUAUCCUACAUAUGAUGGAAAUAACACACCUCAGUCAAUGCCUUUAGUGUAUCCCACUCAGACAUCGUUUCAGGAGUUGCUUCGAGGUACUAGUGUUCAACAAUUUGCAGCCCAACUGUCGCAAGCCUCACAUAGUCUUGCUGAUAGUCAUGGAAAUAACACGCCUUAG